This is a messenger RNA of Varanus komodoensis (Komodo dragon), 3207 nucleotides long. Its product is annotated as trifunctional purine biosynthetic protein adenosine-3-like. Gene Ontology annotation, biological process: adenine biosynthetic process; 'de novo' IMP biosynthetic process. The record is from RefSeq and is a predicted model, not a curated record. Gene Ontology annotation, molecular function: phosphoribosylformylglycinamidine cyclo-ligase activity; ATP binding; metal ion binding. The transcript is spliced from 21 exons. Gene Ontology annotation, cellular component: cytosol. The coding region runs from base 1 to 3051 and encodes 1016 amino acids. Lineage: Eukaryota; Metazoa; Chordata; Lepidosauria; Squamata; Varanidae.
AUGGCUGAUCGAGUGCUUGUGAUUGGUAGCGGAGGCAGAGAACACGCUCUUGCCUGGAAAUUGGCACAGUCUCCCCAUGUAAAGCAGGUACUGGUUGCUCCAGGAAAUGCUGGAACAGCUAAUCAUGGGAAAAUUUCCAAUUCAGCUGUUUUAAUUAGCAACCAUACAAUCCUUGCCCAGUUCUGCAAGGAUCAUAACAUUGGAUUUGUGAUUGCUGGACCAGAAGCUCAGCUUGCAGCUGGAAUUGUUGAUGACUUGGGAGCAGCUGGAGUGAGAUGUUUUGGCCCUACAGCCAAGGCAGUGCAACUGGGAACAAACAGAAUUUUUGCUAAUGUCUUCCUUGAUCAACAUGCAAUUCCCACGGCAAGAUGGAAGGCAUUUUCAAAUCUUCACGAAGUUUCAACCUUUAUUAACAGUGCAGACUUUCCCGCAUUAGUGGUAAAGCCUAGUGGCUUUGGUUCUAGAAAAGAGGUAAUUCUUACAUCCAACAAAGAAGAAGCCUGCCAGGCAGCACAAGAAAUUCUGCAGGACCGCAUUUUUGGAGACCACCAAGAGAUGGUUAUCAUAGAAGAACUUCUUGAAGGGGAAGAGUUUUCUAUCUUGUGCUUUGUGGAUGGAGUCACUUUUGCUGUUAUGCCACCAGUCCAGGUACAGCGGCAACUCCUAGAUGGAGGCCAGUGUACAGGCACUGUCAGAAUGGGAGCUUAUGGUCCUGUACCUCAGCUUUCUGAAGUUCUUCUAAGAAAAAUUAAAAGCACACUCCUUCAACACAUUCUUGACAGCAUAAAGCAAGAAGGCAUGUCAUACGUAGGUGUGCUGCAAAUAGAAUUGAUGCUUACCAAAGAUGGGUUGAAAGUCUUAAGCUUUGACUGCCAUUUUGGUGACCCUCAGUGCCAGGUAGUUCUUCAACUUGUAAAAAAUGAUCUUUAUGAAGUAAUCCAAGCCACUAUUGAUGGCAGGCUCAGCGAUUUCACUGUGGCUUGGUUAGAUAACUGUAAUGCUGUGUCAGUUGUCAUGGUAAGCAAAGAGUAUGAAGGAUGCUCUAAGGAGUGCAAUGAGAUCACAGGGCUCCUUCAUGCAAAAGAGCUAGGCCUGGAGGUCUUUCACGGAGCUACCAUAAGGAAGGAUGACAAGGUGCUGGUUCAUGGAAGCAGGGUUGUUACUGUAACUGCAGUCAAGCAGGACCUCCCAUCCGCACUUGAAGAUGUCUACAAAGGAGUAGCAGUCAUUUACUUUCCAGGUGCUACGUAUGGAAAAGAUGUUGGUCAUCAGGCUAUGAAGUUCUUCAGACAAGCUGUAAGCCCAUAUGAAGACAAAAUUGGAGUUUCCUUAGCCUGUAGUGUCUUGGCUCACUCAUCCAAGCUAUCAGUUGCAAGUGGCUCCAAAGCAGGCACCUGUGACCAUCAGGGGGGUAUUCCUGCCUCCUUUGAUUUGAGAGCAUCUGGUUACAGGGAUCCCAUUCUAGUAAUGCAAACUAAAGGCAUUGGGACAAAACUGAAGAUUGCCCAGCUGUGCAGUAAGCAUGAUAUGAUUGGUCAGGACCUGGUCGCCAUGUGUGUCAAUGACCUCUUGUUUCAGGGAGCCAAGCCCCUCUUCUUCCUCGACCAUUUUGUAUGUGGAAAUCUGGAUGCUGGAGUUGCUCAAGCAGUCAGAGAUGGGAUAGCUGAAGCUUGUGAACUAGCAGGAUGUAUUUUCCUUGGAAGAGAUACUGAUGAAAUGCCUGACUCAUGUUUCCCUGAAGAAUGCAGUCUUGUUGGCUUUGCAGUUGGUGCUGUAGAACGAGGAAUGAAGUUUCCUCAGCAGGAGAGGAUUGCCAGCGGGGAUAUCCUAAUUGGAAUAGCUUCCUCAGGCCUCCACAACCAAGGAUUUGGCCUUGUGAGGAAGAUUCUUUUAACAUCAUCCUUACACUAUUUCUCUCAGGUUCCUGUUGGAUGUGAUCACCCUACUUUAGGAGAACAGUUGCUAAUCCCAUCUAAAAUCUAUAGCAAAGCCCUGCUACCUGUACUUCGUUCAGGAAAUGUAAAAGCCUACAUUCAUAUAGCUGAAAGAGCAUUGCUUGGAAGUUUUCUCCAUAUCCUUCCUGAACAGCUUAGUGUAGUUUUGGAUGCCCACAAUUGGACAAUUCCUUCAAUCUUUUCUUGGCUCCAAGAAGAAGGAAAUCUCUCAGAAGAGGAGAUGAGUCAAAUGUUUAACUGUGGAAUUGGAGCUGCCCUGGUGGUUCAGAAGGAGCUUGCUGAGCAAGUCUUGAAGGAGGUCCAGAGAUAUGAUGAUGCAUGGCUGAUUGGGAAAGUCAUCCAACAUAUUUCAGGAUAUCCUCGUGUAGAAAUCAAGAAUCUUUCUGAAGUGUUACUACAAAACCAAUACCUAUUUCUGAAGAGUGUUCCCAAUGAAGAUGGUCAACCCCAAACCAGGAAAAGCAAAGCAAAAGUAGCUGUUCUUAUCUCAGGAACAGGUGAUCUUGCAGAGCCAGCAAGCUGUGCACAAAUAGUUGUUGUGAUCGCCAACAGGUCUGGGGUAGAAGAACUGAAGAAUACAACCCUGGCUGGUAUCCCCACCAGAGUAAUUGACCAUAAACUGUAUGGAAGCCGAUCAGAAUAUGAUGGCACAAUUGACAGCGUCCUUGAGGAAUUUUCUGUGGAGCUGAUUUGUUUGGCAGGAUUUAGGAGAGUUUUGACUAGUAACUUCCUUAGAAAAUGGAAUGGAAAAAUUCUGAGUACUUAUCCAUCGCUGUCACUGUUAACUAAAGGACGAGAUGCCCAGAAGCAGACACUUUCUACUGACAGUGUUGCUGGCUGCACGGUGCAUUUUGUACUGGAGGAUACUAGUCCUGAAGCAGUGAUCUUGCAAGAGCCUGCCUCCGUAAAAGCAGAAGACACAGAGGAGGCCUUGUCUGAAAAAGUCAAAGAAGCAGAGAGGCGAGCGUUUCCCCUGGCCCUGCAGCUGGUUGCCAGUGGGAUGGUGCACCUUGGAGCAGAUGGUAAAACCUACUGGAAACGAGAAAGGGAGACACUGAUGCAUCAGAAGGAAAGGCAGGAAUGUUCCUCUUUAUAAAUUCACCUGUACUACUGUAAUUAACAUUACAUGUGAAAGUAACAAUAGCGAAGGUUGCACUUUGCUCCAGUUUUGAUCUGUCUGUCUCAUUUUCUUCAAGUACCUAAAUUUAAUCAUUGUAAUAUGUAAUUAUAGCCAUUCAUUUUGCUUACAAAA